AGGCGCCGCUUCUUUGUGUGUCUUGAAGUCUCCUCCUCCGUAGGGUCAAGCCUGGACAUGAGGAAGGUCUCCUCACGCCUCCUGUGCUCGGUGCCGCCCGCACACUGACACCUCAGGGCUUUCUCAGAGGACACUGUCGCCCGCGGCAGCUCUUUGAAGACCCCGCUCCUCCUCAGGCUGCAUUGCAUUCACAGUCCCUGUCACCUUACUGGGGACUGAAUGAAACUUCCUUUUCUCAGUACUUUCCCCCAGAGCGGCUCUUCGUGAUUCUUCUUCACCACACUGCACAUUGGAAAGAUUUUUUUUAAUUAGUCCCAUUUUUGUUUUCUAGGCUUUCUUGUGUAGAGAACCUCCUCAGCCUGUUGCAUAGGACAUUAGCAUCGUUUUUGGCAGAGGUGGAGUUGUGUUCUGUGUGACUGAUUUGUUGCAUAUUUCAUGUUCAGUAUUUUAUUUUUUUAGCUUUAUUAUGUUUUUACUUUAGUUGCCUUUUAAUAUAAAUAGCAGUAUUUUUUUUUCCUGCUCAGGUGGUACAUUUUUUACACCGUUAGUAUUUGCCGUUGCUGUAUAGCUGCCAUGUCUACGGCCGACGUGUUCCCUCCUCCGCCGGAGGUCUCUGCCGCCGCGCACGUCCCCUCUUUUCAGAAAUAUCAGGAAAUGUACGAGAGAUCGGUGCGAGAACCCAGCGAGUUUUGGGGGGAAAUUGCAGAAGAUUUCUACUGGAGAGUGGCUCCUGCUCAGCCGCAUUUGAAAUACAACUUUGAUGUCACUAAGGGAAAGAUCUAUAUUCAAUGGAUGAAAGGAGCUGUCACCAAUAUAUGUUACAACGUCCUUGAUAGAAAUGUCCGAGAGAAGAAGCUGGGGGAUAAAGUGGCCUUUUAUUGGGAAGGAAAUGAACCAGAAGACUCAACGUCCAUCACUUAUGUCGAACUCCUGAAGAAGGUGUGCCAGUUUGCCAAUGUUUUACGUGACCAAGGUGUUAAAAAAGGAGAUUGUGUGUCCAUUUAUAUGCCUAUGGUGAUAGAGCUAGUGGUGGCAAUGCUGGCAUGUGCCCGAAUUGGAGCCAUUCACUCUAUAGUGUUUGCUGGGUUUUCUGCUGAAUCUCUGUGUGAGCGGAUAUUGGACUCUCACUGCUGUCUCCUUAUUACAGCAGAUGGGUUUUUUCGUGGUGAUAAAUUGAUUAACCUGAAACAGAUUGCUGAUGAGGCACUAAAGAAGUGUGCAGAAAAGAACUACUUCCUGAGGAAGUGCAUUGUGCUUAAACAUUUGGGGAGAGAUGAUAUCUGUGAUGGAACAAGCAAAUCCUCACCUCCAUGCAAGAGACUUUGCCAAAAUGUACAGGGAAACAAGCAGGACAGAGCAAAGCGAGCUGCACUCCAGACCACGUGGAAUCCAUCCGUGGACAUGUGGUGGCAUGAGCUUGUGAAGAGUGCCGGCACGGAGUGUGAGCCAGAGUGGUGUGAUGCUGAAGACGAGCUGUUCAUCCUUUACACCAGUGGGUCUACCGGCAAGCCCAAGGGAGUUGUCCACACUGUGGGAGGUUACAUGAUCUUCACUGCCACCACGUUCAAGUAUGUGUUUGAUUACCAUCAUGAUGAUAUAUACUGGUGCACUGCUGACAUUGGAUGGAUUACCGGACACUCCUACCUAGCCUAUGGGCCACUUGCCAAUGGGGCAACCAGUGUCUUGUUUGAAGGUCUUCCCAUAUACCCAGACAUUUCCCGCAUGUGGCAGAUCAUUGAUAAGUACAGUGUAACCAAAUUCUACACUGCACCAACAGCAAUCCGCUUGCUGAUGAAGUUCGGAGAUGAGCCAGUUAAAAGGUACAGUAGAAAAUCCCUGAAGAUUUUGGGAACAGUUGGAGAGCCAAUUAAUCCUGAAGCUUGGCUUUGGUAUUACAAUGUGGUAGGAGAGAAGAGAUGUCCAAUUGUGGAUACAUUUUGGCAGACAGAAACGGGGGGUCAUGUGUUAACUCCACUUCCAGGUGCAACAGCCACCAAGCCUGGCUCAGCAACCUUUCCAUUUUUUGGAGUAGUUCCUGCCAUCUUGAAUGAGUCUGGGGAGGAAUUAGAAGGAGAAGCUGAAGGUUAUCUGGUAUUUAAACAACCCUGGCCUGCACUCAUGCGCACUGUUUACAGGAACCAUGAACGGUUUGAGACAACCUACUUCAAGAAGUUUCCUGGAUAUUAUGUCACGGGAGAUGGUUGUAGAAGAGACAAAGAUGGUUAUUAUUGGAUUACUGGGAGGAUUGAUGACAUGCUUAAUGUGUCUGGUCACUUGCUGAGCACAGCAGAGGUGGAGUCCGCACUUGUUGAACACUCUUCUGUAGCUGAGGCUGCAGCCGUAAGUCAUCCACACCCUGUGAAGGGAGAAUGUCUGUAUUGCUUUGUCACUCUGCGUGAUGGACAGGAGUUCACUAGCUCGCUAAUUGAUCAACUAAAGAAACUAGUAAGAGAAAAGAUUGGACCAAUUGCCACUCCAGAUUAUAUCCAGAAUGCCCCUGGACUGCCUAAAACACGCUCAGGUAAAAUAAUGAGACGAGUGUUAAGAAAAAUUGCCAGAAACGAUCGAGAACUGGGAGACACGUCAACCCUUGCAGACACAACAGUCAUACAUCAACUGUUUGAGAACCGAUGUAAAACUAUUCACUAGGACAUAAACAAGAAUUCUGUAAAGGGAAAUCUAAUGAUAAUCCCAGGGAUGAGUUACCGUAAUGCCUCCUGGGUGUUGCAGCCAUAUAAUCAUUUGGGUGUUGAUAAGGGAUAUCGUGUGUGUAUAUUUUGUGUUUCAUGACUGGCAUUUUAUUUUAUUUUUUUACAAGUAUAUGUUACGGUAAGUAGUUUCCAUGCUACAAUCUGUAACAUCAAAGCUUGAUGUACUGGAUUAGUCCAUGAUGAAUCAGAAUGAAGAAAACUGGUUAUACACAUUGGUGAACUAUGCAAGUAUGCAUGAAAUUAUUCCAUGGGAUUACAGAGGACGUACCUGGUCUCCUGAUAUGUUUUAAUAUAUAUUUAUAUGCCUUUUAAAAUAACACAUCUGGACCAUCUUUUCUUGAAACUGUGUUGUUAUUCCUCCUGGAAAUGUAUGGAUAAAUCAGCAACUGUCUUUUACCAUUCCCCUUAAUACAGUAAGGUGUGUGUGUGUACAGAUAACAAGCUAUUUACAAGAGGAAUGGUAAUACCUGGUCUUCAUUUUUCUUCAUACAGCAGCAGAAAUGAUGGUGGAAUGGCUAAAUUCAGGAUACCUAAAAAAAAAUUAUGCUCCAGAAUUGUUAUUUUAUGGAAUUAUGGCAUAAUUAAAACAGGAAAAGGGACAGGUCCUUUUUUAAAGGGUUAUUUCCAGUAUCUGAUAUGCCAUAAAAAACAGACAGGUCACACCUUGAAGACCUGCACCUGUGGAGAACAGGGUCCCCUGUCCUACCUGGAUAGGCAGCCGCCUCCUGAUAUACUCUAAAUGUCAGAGUUCGGAAUACAGAUUUCUCUGGGUUCUAGUUUUUACAGUGAGCACUUCCAUGACAAAUGAUUUUGAUGUGACCAUUUCAGUUUUAUGGAACCAUAGGAGAGAUAUUUUUGUAUAAGAGGGCAACAGACAAUGGGGCUUUUUUAAUAGCCAAUGAAUAGGGACAGUCAAGAAAUAGGACAUGUCAUUUUAUACCACCAAACGGACCCUAUUGAAAUCAAUGGAACUAUUUUUAAUGGCCGUUAGACAGGAGUGCACCCAUCGUGGCUGUUAAAAACAGGUAAACUAGUGGAAAAUGGCUUUUUAGGGGGUUGAAAUAAAUAAAAAAAAUGACUCACCUCAUCUACUUGCACGCACAGAGUCCGUCGCUCCUAUCUUGAUGCAGUAGGACCUGUGCUUCCAGUGUGAUGUCACCAUGCUCUCUCAGCAUGAUCGCCGGGAGCGCAUGGUAAUGUCAUCACCCUGGGAGCGCAGGU
Molecule: messenger RNA, 3932 nt
Organism: Bufo bufo (common toad)
Lineage: Eukaryota; Metazoa; Chordata; Amphibia; Anura; Bufonidae
Gene: ACSS2
Product: acyl-CoA synthetase short chain family member 2
Exons: 19
Coding region: 574-2649 (691 amino acids)
Cellular component (GO): cytoplasm
Molecular function (GO): AMP binding; acetyl-CoA synthetase activity
Source: RefSeq, a predicted model, not a curated record